This is a messenger RNA of Zea mays, 2249 nucleotides long. RefSeq lists its product as uncharacterized. The transcript is spliced from 2 exons. The coding region runs from base 648 to 1874 and encodes 408 amino acids. The record is from RefSeq and is a predicted model, not a curated record. Lineage: Eukaryota; Viridiplantae; Streptophyta; Magnoliopsida; Poales; Poaceae.
UCUUAUUCCCCUUCUGACUGUAUCCAAGACAGUUAAAAGCUUGACAUCCCCAGACAAAACCAUAAAACAUAAAGCACUUCAUCCUGUCUCUCUCACUCGCGCGUAGGUACCGCGGCGGAGCCACCUGAACGUUUUGACAGCAGCAUUUCAUCCUGUCUCGUUCGUCUUCUCCCACGCUCCGCGCUAGGCUUCUCUCACUCGCGUCCGGGCGACCCGCCCGAUCAGGGAUGGUGGAGGAGGCGGGCGACACGGCGCAGCCCCAAAUGCGGCUCAACCACGCAGCGGCGGAGGCCUCCUCUGCCGCCGGCCGUUCUUGGCGGCAUCGGCCAUGUCCGUUCCCGCGUCUUCCGGGCCAUCCCGAACUACCUUCCGAGUCCGACUCCCAUUGCCGCUCCGGGUUCGGUUUCCGACUCUCCAGGAUAAGCAUUGGCGGGGGCUUUAUAUACUCCCCCUCUUGCCCUCCAUGAUUCUCCAUUGGCAGCCACGGAGCCCCCCAAUUUCGCGUCGCGUGCUUGUUUCUGCCUGGUGUUGAUUCCGCCUGCUCCGCUGCUCUGCCAUUGGUGUGUGUCUCCGUCUAGUGCCGUCCGGCGAACCGUCCCGUCCGUGGAGUCGGGGCGCGGUGCUUCCCCUCUUGGUCCUCGCUCGCAAUGGCGGAUUGGAAUCGACCGUGGGACGUGAAUGCACAUUGUGAUCGCUCCGGCAGCGACCGGCGGCCUCCUCUGCCUCGGCCUGAUAGCAGAGACAAUUACUACCCAGUCCCAUUAUGGGAAAGAAAAUUCUGCCGCAACGCUUACGGCAUCCCUUGGAAGAAGUUCUGCGAAAAGAAGCAAUUUAUUGAAUUAUACAAAAACGUCAUGGACUGGGACGAUUCAGGAGCUUUGGAAAAUUUUGAGGCUGCAAAGGAGAGGUUCAGGGCAAAGUAUCAUGGGGAACCUUUCGAGGAUCCUUUGCUAGACCCUGAUAUGUACAUCGACGAGAUCGACCACCUAUGCGAAGUCGACCCAGAGUUGGUAGCUGACCUGGAUAAGGUACCUGACGUGGAUAAGGUACUUGAGCAACAAUUGGUAGCCAACUUGGGUUGUGAAGAGCCGGUUGCUGAUCUGGUACCCAUGGGUCACGGAGAACUGGGUGCCAUUCCGACACCCACAGGUUGGGGAGAAGAGGAUGCCAUUCCGACACCCACAGGUUGGGGAGAAGAGGAUGCCAAUCUGGCACCCGUAGGUUGGGGAGAACCGGUUGCCAAUGUGGCAGCCAUUGGAUGGGGAGAAUCGGCCAGCCUGACACCUGAUACUGCUUGGGAGGGCCGCAACUCUGGAUGGAACUCUCCUCUGGAUCAGCCGCAAUGCACACCAAGCAACUGGAACGAUAACUCCUAUGGCGAUAGAUCAUCCAACAAUUGGUACCAGCAGGAAGUGGAUCCGAGCCACAUGCCAUUUGGGACUAGAAGGAAUUUGAAUGGCGGCGGCCGCGGCAGUAGUUGCAGGAACUCGAACGGUGGCGUUGGCAACAGGAACAAUAACCUCUAUGGAGGUAGAUCAUCCAACACUCGGUACCAACAGGAGGUGGAUCCGGGCCGCAACUCAUCUGGGACUAGAAGGAAGCUGAAUGGCGGUAGUGGCAACAGAAACAAUAACUUCUAUGGAGGUGGAUCAUCCAACAAUAGGUACCAACAGGAGGUGGAUCCGGGCCGCAUGUCUCCUGGGGCUGGGAGGAAGCAGAAUGGCGGUGGCCGUGGCUGCGGCCGCAGUGGCAGUAAGUGGAAUGGUGGUGGUGGCAGCGGCUGGCAGCAGGGCCAGAGAGGAAGAAGGACCAGGGAGAUGGAGUGGCGUCCGGUGCAGCACAAGAGGGAUCCCCAAGAUGACCCUGCCGCUUGAUCUCGCCCGUCGUCUGUGCAGCCAGCCAGGGUUGCUCUUUUGCUUCGCUCUCUAGUAUAAUUAACUAGAACUAGUGAUUGUAGUCUGUAGAGUCUCUAUUAGGGUUCUCUUUUGUACUAACUACUAGAAAAAAUAGCGCCCUAUCGUGCGCCGUAGCAGUCUAAAAUAUAUUGUAAGAAAGGUACUCCCUCCGUUUCUUUUUAGUUGUCGCUGGAUAGUUCAAUUUUACACUAUCCAGCGACAACUAAAACGAAACGGAAGGAGUAACUUAUAUGUUGGCCCUUCUAAUAAGAAGGAUCGUAUCACUGGAGUAGUGCCACAUGUUAUUAUUAGUGGUUUAUCUAUCCUUUAAUAUGAUGCAAUUCUUUUUUUGGA